This is a messenger RNA of Syzygium oleosum, 1653 nucleotides long. RefSeq lists its product as uncharacterized. Bases 47 to 1450 code for a protein of 467 amino acids. The record is from RefSeq and is a predicted model, not a curated record. The transcript is spliced from 13 exons. Lineage: Eukaryota; Viridiplantae; Streptophyta; Magnoliopsida; Myrtales; Myrtaceae.
GGGGGCGGGCGGGAGGGAGUUAAAAAAGAAGAAGUCUCGUCGCGGGAUGGCAGCGCAGUUCCACAACGCGAUGGGGGCGUACGAGCGGGUGCGGACGGAGGACGCCAAUGGCGACGUCGAGAAGGCUUCUCCCGAUCCCAAGGCGGGGCUCCCGCGCGCCGGCGUCGGCUUCGUCGUCGGCGUCGGCGACGUCGAGGCGGCGGGGCGGGUUCCCGGCUCGAGAUCGGCCUCUCGCCGCGGCGGCAGGGAAUCCGAGCGGCGGCAGCAGCGGCUUGUUUCUCUGGACGUGUUUCGCGGCCUCUCCGUCGUGCUAAUGAUUGUGGUGGAUCAUGCGGGUGGAAUCUUCCCUGCCAUCAACCAUUCACCAUGGGAUGGUUUAACUCUGGCAGAUUAUGUAAUGCCAUUUUUCCUGUUUAUUGUUGGUGUCUCACUGGGACUUGGGUACAAGAAAAUGCCGUGCAGAGCUUCUGCAACUCGGAAAGUCCUUCUUCGGGCGCUUAAGCUUUUGCUUUUAGGUCUUUUCCUCCAAGGUGGUUAUUUUCAUGGCGUUGGUAGUCUUGAUUAUGGAGUGGACAUGGAACAAAUGAGAUUUAUGGGAAUACUGCAAAGAAUAGCUAUAGCAUUUAUGGUUGCGGCACUAUGUGAGAUUUGGCUGAAGGGAGAUGAUGAUGUUAAGUCAGCAUUUUCUCUGCUGAAGAAAUACCGAAGUCAUUGGGCCGUGGUACUUGUGCUUACCACUGUAUAUAUUUCAUUAUUAUAUGGCCUGUAUGUGCCCGACUGGGAGUAUCGGAUUCCAACUGAAUCUCCCUCCCUUUCACAAGAAAGAAUUUUGGUGAAAUGUGGAGUGCGAGGAAAUACUGGACCAGCUUGUAAUGCUGUUGCAAUGAUUGAUCGUGAGGUGUUGGGAAUUAGACAUUUAUACAGAAAGCCAGCAUAUGCACGGACAAAGCAAUGCAGUAUUCAUUCUCCAGAGUCUGGUCCUUUGCCUGCUAAUGCUCCAUCAUGGUGCCAGGCCCCCUUUGAUCCUGAAGGCCUUUUAAGUUCAGUGAUGGCCGUGGUUACAUGCUUGGUUGGCUUGCACUUUGGACAUGUGAUUGUCCAUUUUAAGGAUCAUGGGGAUAGAACUUUCCACUGGAUGGUCUCAUCUUCUUUUCUUGUGGCUCUAGGCCUGGCAUUAGAUCUUUUUGGCAUGCAUGUGAAUAAGGCUCUCUACACAUGUAGCUACAUGGCUGUCACUGCUGGUGUAGCUGGCAUUCUCUUCACCUUAAUAUACCUGAUGGUUGAUUUCGGUGGACUUAGGCAUACUACCACAGUUUUGGAGUGGAUAGGGAAGAACGCAAUGACUAUUUAUGUCCUUGCUGCAACAAAUGUCUUGCCUGUUUUCCUCCAGGGCUUCUACUGGAGGCGUCCUGAGAAUAACAUUCUGAGUUUAAUCGGAAUUGGAAGAUGAUAGGAAGCUUGAUAUCGAUCUCCAACUCUGAAAGGACACUCGAUCGCGGAAUAUUUAUUGAAGCAACUAGCCACAUUUAUUAUAUUGCGGUUUGUUGCAAUUCAUACAGAAAAUAUAUGCUCUGUUCAGUGAGGUUAGAGAACUGCAGUUUUCUCCACAUUUAUGGGCUUUCUGUACAUAAUUAGCAAUUCGCUGUCACUUUA